Messenger RNA from Chaetura pelagica (chimney swift), 2661 nucleotides. Its product is annotated as schlafen family member 11-like. NCBI's taxonomy places the organism in Eukaryota, Metazoa, Chordata, Aves, Apodiformes, Apodidae. The transcript has 5 exons. The record is from RefSeq and is a predicted model, not a curated record.
AUGGCCGGACAAGGAGGGCGGCUGGUGGUUCAUCUGCAAACAAGCUACCCUGACACGGUGAUAGAUCUGGGGAAAGUACUUUUAGGAGAGAGAGCCAGGAAAAAGACCUCUCAGAGCCAGAAGAUGCAGGCAGAGAACCUCGCUAGAGCAGCGUGUGCGCUGCUGAACUCGGGAGGAGGGAUAAUUCGGAUGGAGAGUGAAGGGCAGGAUUACAGCUUCCAGCAGCAGGGCCUGGGGCUGGACCUGGAGCAGAGCCUGAGGGGCUUUGUCACCAUGACUCCAGGUGAUACUGCUGACUUUCUGAGGAGGAAGGCAAGCUGGGCCAAGCACCUUGAUGGGGAUGGGCCAAGGGCCAAGAAAGCUCUGCUGAAUUCUGAUGGGGGAGCAGAGAAGACCCCUCAGACCAUCGAAGAGGCCGUCACCAGGUUUUUAAAGAGAGACAGACUGAUGGCUGGAGAGGUCCUGGGUUUCACAGAGACCACGUGUAUUGAAUUUAAGAACUUCUCUACAAGUUGUAUUUUGAAAUACAUUAACAAAAGCCUUCCAAAGUAUGUCUCUGCCUUCGGAAACACUGAGGGAGGGUAUUUAUUUUACGGAGUGGAUGACAACAGGACAGUCAUUGGAACCCAUAAUGUGCAGAAGGAAGCUUUACAAAAAGCAGUCGCUGACACCAUCGGCUCCCUGACCAUCCAUCACUUCUGUGGCUCCCAGGCUGGAGUGCAGUUCCAGACUUACAUCCAGAGUGUUUAUGACUCAGGAGGGACAUGGCAGGGCUACGUGUGCACCAUCAGGGUUGAGCCAUCCUGCUGCCCUGUUUUCCAUGAUGACCCUGAAUCCUGGAAGGUGACGAAUGGCAGGAUCGAAAGGCUGAGCCUCAGAGAGUGGGUGGAGCUGAUGACAGCUGCAGACCCAGAUGUCUCAAAUCUGGCUGAUAACUUUGCGAAUGAGCUCAGCUUGGCCAAUGGUCCUCCUCUUAUCAGGCCAGUUUAUUCAAAUGUUGGUCUCCAGAGUGUGUCUCAGCUCCAAGAACACCUCUACCCAGUGGGUUCUGAUGGAAUCAAAUGGAAGCCAGAAACCAUCUGUGCUGACCUGUUCUCAGAGUAUCCUGCAUUAGAGGAUUUAAUGAAGAAGGAAAUCCAUCCACUUAGCAAGGGAGUAUUGAUAUUUUCAAGAAGUUGGGCUGUUGAGAUUGGAUUGGAGAAAAAAAGGGAUGUUGUGUGUGAUGUUCUCUUAGUAGCUGAAAACACAUACCCAGUGUUGUACACUGUAGUGGGGAACACCUGUUCUGCUGAGGCUGAGAACUUGAGAGAAACAGCUUAUGCCUUAAAACAGAGACUGGUCAAUGAUGGCGGUUAUGCUUCCAAAGUGUGUGUCAUUCCCAAGAUACUGCACCUGAGUGGCACAGAGGAGCAGAUGGAAGUUGCAGGGGAUGACAUUCCCCAGCAAGAAGCCCAGGAAAACCUGUGUAAUCACACCAUCCUGUACCCAGAGGAUUAUGUCCUCACCUCCAGGGACAUCCCUGCUUUCCUGCGUGCACUUGUGAUUGUUGUACUGAGCUUUAAGUCCUACUUAAGUGACCAUCUUGGCUGUGAGGUUUUCAACCUUCUCACUCUCAAACAGUAUGAGCUGCUCUCCAAACACCUGCACAAAGCCAGGAAGCAGUUUGUCAUUGGUCUUCCUGGAACAGGGAAAACAAUCGUGGCUUUGAAGAUCAUUGAGAGAAUAAGAAAUGUUUUUCACUGUUCUGCAGAAGAGGUUCUCUACAUCUGUGAGAACCAACCCUUGAAGAAUUUUGUGGGGUAAGCAGUUAUGAACAAGAUCUGCCAGUCAGUGACACGUGUUACCUUCUUAAAACGGGUCUUCCCAGAAGUGAAACACAUUGUGGUUGAUGAAGCUCAGAAUUUUCGCUUGGAAGAAGGAGACUGGUACCAACAUGCCAAAGAGCUAGUGAAGAAAACAAAAGGCAUUCUCUGGAUCUUCAUGGAUUUCUUCCAGACCACUCACCCAUAUGAUUGUGGUCUUAACUUUUCAGAACUCUACCCUCAGGAAUGGUUGACUAAAAUGGUCCGUAACGCCAAGAAAAUAUGCAAUGUCAUGUUUGAUCUAAUGGAGAAAAUCCUCGAAGAACAGAAGACGAACAUGCCCUACGAGGUGCUGGGGGAGUUGUUGAAAGAGGCCACAUGUGCCCAUUCUCUGCCGGGUGACUACAUCCUGAAACCACCAAUGGAAAUAUCUGAGAUAGUGAAGUAUGUGAUCACAAACUGCGACAGCUACUUCAGGCAAGGCUAUCGCCUCAAAGACAUUGCAAUCCUGUGCAGCACUGGGGAUGCAGCUGAUUUUUUUCACUGCCAACUGGAAACAGAGCUAGGAAGGCAAAAAAAAAAAAGCAUCAUGAGGUUCCUGAGGAGAGCUGAGGAAGUUUCAGAAAACUGCAUCGUCCUUGACAGCAUCCGACGCUUCUCAGGCCUAGAAAGGAGGAUUGUGUUCUGCAUCCACCCUGUCCCUGCACAAGAGAAGAUAUCUCGCAACCUCCUGCUCUGCGCGGCCUCCAGAGCACACACCAAGCUCCAUGUGCUGUACCACAGAGAAGAGAUGUUCUUGAGUGAAAUAUCUUUCGACGACACAACUACACCCAUGGACACUGGAAUGUUCAGUUCCUGA